Molecule: messenger RNA, 213 nt
Organism: Scedosporium apiospermum
Lineage: Eukaryota; Fungi; Ascomycota; Sordariomycetes; Microascales; Microascaceae
Exons: 3
Coding region: 1-213 (70 amino acids)
Biological process (GO): protein targeting; post-translational protein targeting to membrane, translocation
Cellular component (GO): Ssh1 translocon complex; membrane
Molecular function (GO): transmembrane protein transporter activity
Source: RefSeq, a predicted model, not a curated record
AUGUCGGACCAAGUACAAGAUAUCCUGGACGUUCCCAGAGAGUUCCUCAAGGAUGGCAUGCAAUUCAUUAAUAGGUGCCAGAAACCGGAUCGAAAGGAAUUCAUUCGGAUAUGCCAGGCGGUUGGCACCGGCUUCCUGAUUAUGGGAUUUGUCGGCUACAUUGUGAAAUUGAUUCACAUUCCCGUCAACAAUGUCCUUGUGGGAGCAGCGUGA